AUGCUGGCUUCGAUUGGAAAAAAAGCCAUGGUCACCUCAACCGACAUCCAAAGUUUCUCCGAAUACCUCAAGGGCUGCCGACGUAUUCUCGCUCUGCUGGGCGCAGGUGUUUCAGCAGCCUCGGGUCUUCCUACUUUUCGAGGAGCCGGAGGUCUAUGGCGCCAGUACGAUGCGACUGCCCUGGCAACACCAGAAGCGUUUGAGAUGAACCCUGCCUUGGUCUGGCAGUUCUACAGUCAUCGCAGACAUAUGGCCCUCCAAGCGCUGCCGAACAAAGCCCAUUACGCUUUAGCGGAACUGGCGCGCAGGAAUCAAGACUUCAUCACCCUGUCGCAGAACGUUGAUGGACUCUCUCAGCGAGCACAACAUCCCUCUGACCAGCUCAACCUGCUUCAUGGCUCUUUGUUCGACAUAAAAUGUACUUCAUUUUAUUGUCACUAUACUCGAAGCAACGACUUCUCUGAUCCGAUCGUGCCGGCAUUAGAGUUGCCCCAGCAUCCUUCAUUUCCUCAAACACACACGGUUGUGGAUAAGGUUAGUGAUCGGAUCGGUACAUCUGUCAACGCGUCCGAAGAAGAAGGGCCCUCUCGGAGGUACAUCGACAUCUCUGAUGAGAGCGUUCCCAUUCCAAAGCUCGUGCCAGAAGACCUGCCACGGUGCCCGGAAUGCAAGGGCCUCCUGCGACCGGGGGUGGUCUGGUUUGGCGAAUCUUUACCAACCGAGACUCUUAAAAGAGUAGAUUCUUGGAUUGAAAGUGCCCCAGUUGAUCUGAUCCUAGUCAUUGGUACGAGCGCACGUGUGUACCCUGCUGCAGGAUAUGUUGAUGUUGCUCGUGAUCAUGGUGCAAAAGUAGCUGUGGUCAAUGUGGAACAGGACAUGUCUAGUCGCGGCAAGCGUGAGUGUGACUGGUUCUUUCAAGGAGAUGCCAGCGUCAUAGUGCCCGAGAUAUUGAAGAGUGUUAUAGGUGACCUGUGA
This is a messenger RNA of Penicillium diatomitis, 975 nucleotides long. RefSeq names its product SIR2 family NAD-dependent protein deacylase. NCBI's taxonomy places the organism in Eukaryota, Fungi, Ascomycota, Eurotiomycetes, Eurotiales, Aspergillaceae. The record is from RefSeq and is a predicted model, not a curated record. Gene Ontology annotation, molecular function: protein-malonyllysine demalonylase activity; protein-succinyllysine desuccinylase activity; NAD+ binding. The transcript is spliced from 2 exons. Bases 1 to 975 code for a protein of 324 amino acids.